CAAAUGACUGUAUGCAUGCUGCAUUGAAAAAAACGGAUUCUUGUUGUUUAUAUUAAGAAUCAAUUGACCUAAUUUUUUUUGAUGUUUUUUUGUGUUUUUUAAAUUUGAAAAUAAAUGGCUGAAAUUGUUCAACAAGUUUUUGAAACAUCCAUACUUGAUUUAGCUGUAUUGGAAAAAUAUGGUCUAUUCAAAUCAUCCGAAAUCAAAACCAUAUUGAAUAAACGUCGAGAAUUUGAAUAUCGUCUUCGAAAAGUGAAUAAAGAUAAAAAUGAUUUUCUACAAUAUCUUGCAUAUGAAGAAAGUCUAUUGAAAUUGAUACGUGUUCGUUGCGAUAAACUUGAAAUCGAAGUUGAUAGAUAUGAAAUUGAAUAUAGCUUUAUUGAACAUAUUAAAAAAUUAUUUGAAUUUACUAUUAAUAAAUUCAGAUCCGAUAUUUCACUUUGGUUAUCAUAUAUAGAUUUUGUUAAAAAACAAAAAAUGUACGAUCUUGUAUCGAUUAUCUAUUUUCGUAUGCUACAAAUUCACAACAAACCAUGGUUAUGGAUUCAAUAUGCAAAAUUUGAAUUCGAAGAAAAAGCCUCAUCACAAACGGCUCGUAAGAUAAUGUUGAAGGCAAUUUCAUUUCAUCCAGAAUCUAAAGUUAUUUGGCUGGAAUAUUUCAAAUUUGAAUUAUUAUAUUGUGCAAAAAUCCGUAAAAGAUUUAAAUUGUUUUUAAAAUUUUCCGAUGAAAAAUCGACCUCGGAAUGGAGUGAUAAACAAUCAAAAGACAAAAUCUGGAAUGGAAAAUUAGCAUCAAUUGUUUAUAAGCAUGCUACCAAUCGUUAUGAUCAAUUUGAUUUUGCUGCCAAUUUUAUCGACAUUUGCAAUCGAUUUGAUUAUGAAACAACCAAAGAGAUAAAAAUAUUCAUUAUGGAUGAUCUCAAAGCCAGAUUUGAUGAAAAGGAAGAAUUUUGGAAUCUUGUUGCUAUGAAUAAAUAUGAAGAAUAUAAACAAAAAUUGCGGGGCAAUAUGGCUGAAAAUGAUGAUGAAAAAUUGGAAAUCAAAAAGAUUUCCAUCGCUGAAACGGUGGAAAUAUUUGAGAAAGCAUGCAUACGAUUUGAUACAUCAUUGAUGUGGGAAUUUUAUCUCGAAUUUAGAUUUAAAGAUUUAUUGGAAAAUUAUAACAAUAACACUACGGAUCAAGCUGCUGAAAUUUUACAUUUAUUAGAAACAUUAUGGGACGUUAACAAAAUUACAAUGAAAAUUUUUCAACAAUGGAUCAGAUUUUAUCAUACCUGCUUUCGAAGUAACAAUCUGGCAAUGCAAAGACUUCAACAUUUAUUAUUAGAUGGUGCCGAAAGAUGGCCGAAUGAUUUGAAUUUGCAUUUAUUCAUUGCUUGUUUUAUGGCUAAAUUUUCUUCUGAAAAUCAGAAAAUUGUACAUAAAUAUUUUGAUGAUUGUCUAAUGAAAAAGUUCACUAAUUUCGAUCAAAACAAUGCCAGUAUAGGUAUGGAUUUUUGGGAAUUAUACAUCGAUUGGUCAUUAAAAAAUAAACUGCCAGCACAAAAAAUUCUAAAGAUUAUUAACGAUUUUAAUAAUCAAAUAUUAAAUCAUUCACCACGUAAAAUGUCAGAAUAUUUUAAACCGAAAAUUCUUGCUAUUACUUAUCAUCUAAUGGGCAUCAAUCGUGCACGUUCCUUUUAUGAAAAAAAUAAAUCUGUAUCACCUAUAUGUAAAAAUUUUUUCCUAAAAAUGAUUGAAAUUGAAAAGCACACAUUAAGUGAGGAAGACGACCAACAACAGCAACAAUCAUCACAAGCCAAUGUAUACGAAGAUCUUAUCUAUUAUUUCGGCAAUGAUGAUGCACAAAUUUGGAUUGAUUAUAUUAAAUACGCCAUGUAUGAUAUGGGUAAUAUUGUUAAAUCAACCAAUCUAUACCAUAAGGCAUUGAAAUGUCUACCCCCGUCGAUUUGUAAUGAUUUUUUGCAAAAAUAUGCAUUGUUUCAAUCAUCAUCUUUAUAUUAUGAUGGUUAAUCUAGUACAUUUGAUUUUUUAAUUUUUUUUAUUCAAUUGUAUUUACCAUGGUUACAAUCAAUAAUGAUGUUUAAAUAUCAAAUAAAAUGACUAUUCAAAAGGUU
Molecule: messenger RNA, 2117 nt
Organism: Dermatophagoides pteronyssinus (European house dust mite)
Lineage: Eukaryota; Metazoa; Arthropoda; Arachnida; Sarcoptiformes; Pyroglyphidae
Product: U3 small nucleolar RNA-associated protein 6 homolog
Biological process (GO): maturation of SSU-rRNA from tricistronic rRNA transcript (SSU-rRNA, 5.8S rRNA, LSU-rRNA)
Cellular component (GO): Pwp2p-containing subcomplex of 90S preribosome; small-subunit processome
Molecular function (GO): snoRNA binding; protein binding
Source: RefSeq, a predicted model, not a curated record